Molecule: messenger RNA, 465 nt
Organism: Colletotrichum acutatum
Lineage: Eukaryota; Fungi; Ascomycota; Sordariomycetes; Glomerellales; Glomerellaceae
Exons: 2
Coding region: 1-465 (154 amino acids)
Source: RefSeq, a predicted model, not a curated record
AUGGCAACACAAGCAAGUGAAGACAAGUCGCAUCCGACAUCACCCUAUACGAAGCCCGACCAGAUGGAUCAAGAAGGGAGCAGGCAACCAGCACAGCAACAGCCGCAAAAGGCAGAAGCACCGCAUAAGACCGAGACAGAAGAAAAGAUCGAGAACGAGACUCCGCCGUUGAAAACUGAUGCUUCAGCAUCCGCGUCAGAAUCGAGCACACAGCAGGAUGGAGUUCAGCACGUGACACGAAGAUCAAGAAGUAAACGGCACGAUCCAGCUAAGCAACUCGGACAAGUCGGGCAACAGCAGGUCGCCCCCCAGAACCAACAAAAUCGACAAGUGCAGACCACGAGCAGCAGCGGAGCGCCAUCCGUGAAGCUGGACAUGAACUUGGAUGUCGACAUUGAUCUCAAAGCAAAGAUUAAGGGCGAUGUAACGGUGUCUGUAUUAGGAGGAAAGCAGAAUAAAAAGUGA